AUGUCUCUCGGAUACGAGUCGUCAGGAGAUUUAGAAGUAACUUCCAUAUUAAGUGAUAGAGAUAAAGGAAUCUCUCCAGUUGGAAUACUAAAUGAGAACAUUCUGUGUAUAAAGUGUUCAAAUUAUUUGAAGUUUUUUGGGGAUGAUGACAAGGAGGUGAUAUACACAAGCGAGGGUUCAGGCAUUGGUGCCUUUGGAGUGCACAAAACAAGCUCUGUUUUUGCUUAUUCGGAGAACACACCUCAUCCCAAAGUUUUCCUCGUCCAAUACCCAGAUUUCAACGUUUUGUUUGAACAUCAAGAAAGUGAAGCUCUAGAAUAUUUAGCCAUAGAGUUUUCAAAUUCAUCAUACCUGGCCUUGAUAACAGGACUCCCAGAGUUUGAACUUUCUAUCUGGAGGUAUACAGAGAACAAGAAAGUGUUUUCAUCAAAAAUCCCUCACAACAAAUUGAACACGUUUGCAUUUAACCCGAGCAACAUGAAGCAGUUUGCUUUUUGCUCAAACAAAGAAAUCAUCGUUUGGACACUGGACCAAGUUAAUGAAGAUCAUUACAAUAAAAGCAUCGUGUAUCCGCCACACAUCGAAGGCGCCUCUAAGAAGAACCAGCCGAGCGAAAAUUUUACGAAUCUUUCCAAUUUGAUGACAAAUGAUUUCAUCAAGUCCUAUCUCAAUAUUCCUAAAUCGUGCGUGGUUGGCUUGUCGGAUGAGGAGUUUCAGACAUUUGAAGAUGAACUGAAGAACAACGAGAAAAUGGUGCCGGUCUGUUGCAAUUGGUUCGGUGACGAGUUGUGGGUUGGCUGUCAGGGCAAUCAAAUUUUCAAGGUUGAUCUUGGCUCCUAUGUGCCAUAUUCUGUUACAAAAGACUUCGGUAAAUUUAGUUAUAAAAUGUUAACAAUUCCAUUACAGCAAUAA
Molecule: messenger RNA, 912 nt
Organism: Helobdella robusta
Lineage: Eukaryota; Metazoa; Annelida; Clitellata; Rhynchobdellida; Glossiphoniidae
Exons: 8
Coding region: 1-912 (303 amino acids)
Biological process (GO): cilium assembly
Cellular component (GO): axoneme
Molecular function (GO): protein binding
Source: RefSeq, a predicted model, not a curated record